GCGGCAUUAAAAAUAGAGGAAAUUCUGUAAAGCUAAUUGAAAACUUUGACGAAAUGGUUAAACCUUUGCUAUUUAAUUAUGAAAAUCAAAUUUUAGGCAAUAAUAUUCAAAAAAAAACAACUUCUAUUAAUUUGCAAGUUAAUCCUUUAAACUACUUUAACAAAUUAAUUGGCAGUUUUCCUCCAAACUCAGUUCCUGAUCCAAAUUUUUUUAAAAUCAAUUCAAAUUAUCAAUUUGAAUUAGAUAAAUCCUCAUUUUUUUAUCAACCAAAAAAAAUUGUAGAAGAAUAUGAAUCAAAGGAUAUUUCUAAAUUACCUGACAACGAGCUAUUGCAUUAUCAAUCUCUAAAGUAUUCUUUAUCUUUUCUACCCUCAAAACUAUUAAAAUAUUUCCACGAGGUUCCAAUAAUCAAAAAUUCAGUUAGUGCUAAAAAUCCCGGUGGUCACUAUGAUUGGAGAUUUUUCAAUGGCGUAAUUAAGUCUGAGUAUGAAAUCCGAAUAAUUCUACAUCAUAUGUUAAGAUCCUGGCUUAAAUUUACAUAUUCAAACAAUUUAGUAGCUUGGAUAGCCCAUGGUUCUCUAUUAUCAUGGUAUUGGAACGGUUACAGUUUUAAUUGGGAUAACGAUAUUGAUGUUCAAAUGCCAAUAACUGAAUUGGAUAAACUAGCGAAAUAUUAUAACAAUUCAUUGAUUAUUGAGAAUUUGAACGAUGGAUUUGGAAAAUACUAUAUUGAUUGUGGUUCUUUUAUAACCCAUAGAAGAAAAGGCAAUGGUAAAAAUAAUAUUGACUCAAGAAUCAUUGAUAUUGACACCGGUAUGUACGUUGAUAUAACUGGUUUGGCUUUAACAAGCUCAAGAUUACCCAUCAAAUAUAGAAAGUAUCUUUCUGAUACCGAAAAUUAUGAUUUCUUGGGUAAUCCGGAUAAAAAAGUCAAAGGAUUGACAUCCAUUGCCCAAAGAUUCGAAAUUAAUAAUAACUUGCAAAUUUAUAAUUGUCGAAACAAUCAUUUUGUUUUAUUUUCAAGCAUUUCUCCAAUGAAAAUUUCCUUGGUUGAAGGAACAAAAGGUUUUAUUCCAAACGAUUACAAAUCAAUAUUGUUAAAUGAAUAUAAAAGUAAUUCAUUAACAUUAACAAAAUUUAAUAGACAUUAUUUCAUCUCAAAAUUAAGAAUGUGGGUUCCAAUUAUGUCCAUAAAAAAAUUCUUAACUCAUCAACAUUCCCAAUUAAUAAAAGCAGGUAAAAAGUUCGAGAAAAAAAACUUCACAAAACAAUUGGAGGAUCUAAGCAAUAGCGAUGAUUUGAUUUUAGAAUUAUUGCUAUUUGAUGAAGAAAUCUUAAAAGAGUUUUAUUUGACUCAUGAUAUAACCAGAAUACAUUUUGCUGAAAGGCAAUCGUUAGAUAAAUCAAAAUCAAAUAAAAAAGUUAUUGAUAAGAUUGAAUUCAAACCUUAUUUGAAAGAUUUAUUUUUUUAUAGACAUGAUAAAAUAAAAGAACUUGAGGAACAAGGGAAAAAAUAUGACUAUAAUGAAAAAUUUAUUCAUCCAAUUGAAAAUAUUGCUCAAUCAAUUUCUAUGAAAACAAACCAUGACUUGGAUGGGUUUUAUAAUAGAAUUUCUGUCGAAAACGAAUAUCCUAAUGAUUCUCAGGAAAAUUUAAAUAAUUUAGAAAAUGCAGAUAGUUCUGAGGUUGCAAGCGAAAUGGAUAGUGAUAUUAAUAAAGAAAAAGAUGUUAUCGAUAUUAGUAAGAAAGAAUCGUCAGAUUCUAUCGAGGAAAAAAUUUCUGUAGACGAAGCAAAUGAUAAAUUAAAAAGCCAUUCAGAUUACAUUUCUCCAAAAAUAGAUUCAAAACUUCCUAAGUUGCCUGAGGUCAAACAGCAGAGUGAAAACCAAGCUGUUGACUUCCAUAACAGGAGACCUCCUCCAAAGGAUGAUUUUAGAGCUAAAGAUUAUGAUGAAGAUUAUUGAAAACCCUAUUUUAUUGUGGUUUUUGUUUUAAUACCUACAAUUUUUAUUAUUGUUUUUUAUUGAGCUUUUAAAUUGCAUUUUAUAUAAUUAUCUGGUUUUUAUUAGUAUAAAUUCAUUUUGUGUUUCAAAUAACAUUUACUUAAUUUUUUGGAAAGGAUUACAACUAUUGCUUAUUGCUCAUUGUUUAAUAAAUAUUUAAUAGAA
Molecule: messenger RNA, 2168 nt
Organism: Ascoidea rubescens DSM 1968
Lineage: Eukaryota; Fungi; Ascomycota; Saccharomycetes; Ascoideales; Ascoideaceae
Gene: MNN14
Product: Mnn14p
Exons: 1
Coding region: 54-1964 (636 amino acids)
Source: RefSeq, a predicted model, not a curated record